This is a messenger RNA of Paraglomus occultum, 264 nucleotides long. NCBI's taxonomy places the organism in Eukaryota, Fungi, Glomeromycota, Glomeromycetes, Paraglomerales, Paraglomeraceae. The record is from the annotation of a GenBank genome assembly.
AUGUCAGCUAUUGCAACAAAAAUCGUUGGAAAAUACAAUCUUACCCCAGGGAUGAGUACAUCCGAUCUUAGUAAAUAUACUUCUGAAUUACUCAAAGACCUUACGGAUGAUAGGAAGCGGAAUCAAGCACGAAGACGCCUUCGAGAUGGUUUCAAAUUCAGCGAUGAAAAGAUAAGCAUAUUGAUUCCUACUCAAAAAAGUGGUCGGCGAAAAGUCGUAAAUCUUACAACUCUAAAUAAAGUUUCAACAAAUUCAGACUCAGUG